This is a messenger RNA of Pimephales promelas (fathead minnow), 2626 nucleotides long. Lineage: Eukaryota; Metazoa; Chordata; Actinopteri; Cypriniformes; Leuciscidae. The record is from RefSeq and is a predicted model, not a curated record.
AAAAAUGGACCGAAACUCAGCGAAUAAUUGGAACGCAGACAUGAGAGAUAUGUCUUUAGAAAGCUUGAAGUGUCUACUUUUAAAAUCAGUAAUAUUGUUUACCACAUGAAAUAACAUCAGUGUUUGUUGCCUGCGUUUAUGUUUUCUUUCGUUGACCGUGAUUGUUUUGUGUUUCAUGUGCGGCUUCCUCCUACUGAAAAUGAAAUCUGAAGCAUUAUCAAAAGACAAGAACCAGCCUGGAUCAUGACCGCUGACUGCUAAGACGAGAAACCCUCCAGAAAUAACAAGAGCUCUCCUUCUCUCACUCACUCACUCACUCCUCCUGUGUUUCUGCCAUGGCGGACGCAAACAUCUCUCAGGUGGCAGCCGUGUACGUGAACCCUCGUAGUCAAGUUCCCGUUCUGGACGUCCAUGACGCUUACACGGACUUCUACGACAUGGACUAUGGCGUUCCUGCUGACGAGAUGCCGGACACCACGCAGGGGCUGGCCUACUUCGUGGCCACCAUCGUCAUCGGAGCGGUCCUGAUCUGUAUCAUGUUGGUGUGUGGCUUCGGAAACUUGUUGUUCAUCGCCACUCUGGCCCGAUACAAAAAACUCAGGAACCUCACCAACCUGCUGAUCGCUAACCUGGCCAUCUCCGACUUCAUCGUGGCGGUGGUUUGCUGCCCUUUCUUGGUGGAUUACUAUGUGGUCAAGCAGCUCUCCUGGGACCAUGGGAAAGUGCUGUGUGCCUCCGUCAACUACCUCAGGACUGUGUCUCUGUACGUGUCCACCAAUGCCUUACUGGCCAUCGCCGUCGACAGGUAUAUGGCCAUCGUUCAUCCCUUGAGGCCCAGAAUGAAGCUCCAGACCGCAUACUGUCUCAUCACCGGGGUGUGGGUCGUCCCGAUGUUCAUUUCCAUACCGUCUGCAUACUUCGCGUCCGCCACCAAAGUCCCCAACGGGGCGAACCGCAGCAAGACCUUCUGCGCCCAGAUCUGGACGGUGGACCAGCAGCUGUACUACCGCUCGUACUUCCUCUUCAUCUUCGCGGUGGAGUUCGUGGGGCCGGUGCUCACCAUGGCCCUGUGUUACCUGCGCAUCUCCCGGGAACUCUGGUUCAAGAGCGUGCCGGGUUUCCAGACGGAGCAGAUCCGCAAGCGCCUGCGCUGCCGGAGGAAGACGGUCAUGGUGCUCAUCGGGAUCCUCACGGCGUACAUCCUCUGCUGGGCUCCGUACUACGGAUACACAAUCCUGCGGGAUUUCCACCCGACGCUCAUCUCGCGGGAGCGCAACUCCCUGGUGGCGUUCUACAUCAUCGAGUGCAUCGCCAUGAGCAACAGCAUGAUCAACACCUUCUGCUUCGUCAGCGUGAAGAACAACACGGUCAAAUACUUCAAGAGGAUCGUUCUUCUGCGCUGGAAAUCCACAUACACCUCCGGGAAGACCGUGGAGGAGACGGACAUCCAUCCCAACCUCCUCGAAUGUAAGAAGGGAGCCGAACUGAGUGGUUUUCACGUCACCCACAUUACAGACGAUUAAAGAGUACUGGUAACACUAUAGAAUAAGGUUCAUUAGUUAAACAACAUCUAACAAGAACACUUCUUGCAGUAUUUAUUAAUCUUUCUUAAUGUUAAUACAGCUGAUAAUGUUAGUUCACAUCAACUAAUGUUAACAAAUACAACCUUUGAUCAUGUCUUAGUAAAUCUUAAAAUUAAUAUUAAAUAAGAUUAAUUAAUGCUGAAGUAGUGCAUUUCAUUCUUAGUCCAUGUUAGCUAAAGUAAUUAACUAAUGAACGUUAUUGUUGUGUUACCAGAUGUUGUUUAUACUGGCAUUGUCUUGUGACUGUUGUUAUGUUCUCGUGGUUUUAGUCAAUUUCUUUCCUGUGAAAUUCUUUGUACAGUAUGUAUAAGCGAUCAUUUCAGUUGUUUUGCACAAAUGUAUUUUAUGAGUAAAUGAACUGAUCAGCAUAUUGUAAAGGACGUAGGUAAAAUAUAAAACUACUGACUUUCUUUUUUACUGAACAACAUUUUGUUUGUUUUUUGGCAACGCUUUACUUAAAAGCUUUAUAUAUAAUGCAUUAUAAAAAUGUUUAAUGCAUCAAUUAUGCUCCUUAUCAUGUAUUAUGAUCUCAUGAAUAAUUUCAACCACAAUUAUAAUACAUUAUAAUACUUAUCUAUUCAUUGUUACACCUUUAGAAAGUAUAAUGCAUUAAAGCACAUGAAAAUCAACCAAUUUCAUAUGCAACAAGGAAUCUGCAAAUAUUAUAAUGCAUUUUAACUUUGGUUACUACGAUUAUUUAUGACUUUUUUUUUUAUUCACUCAAAAGGUAAAUCUAUUUCUCUUAGGAGAAACCGAGUGGGAUUUUUUUACUUCCACAACUUUAAAGCUCUAUUUAUGAAAAAAAUUUCGGCAGUAUUUGUAUAAAUACAAUUAUAGACUCAUUGAAUCACCACUCAGUAAUUUACUAUCAUGCAUUACAGAUUAUUUGAAAAUGAUAAGCAGGAUCUUUUUUUAGUGGAUGUUUUAUAUUUGGAAGAAAUUAUUUUUUUUCCAUAGUUCUGGAAAUGUGGACAUUUGCUGUCUUUUGUGUUGUUAAUACAGUGUCUGCAUGCAAUCUAGCCAAAUAAAGUUGAACCUGAGAA